Molecule: messenger RNA, 342 nt
Organism: Fraxinus pennsylvanica
Lineage: Eukaryota; Viridiplantae; Streptophyta; Magnoliopsida; Lamiales; Oleaceae
Source: the annotation of a GenBank genome assembly
AUGAGGGAAACUACUUGGCGCACACACAGGGGAAGCGGCAUCAGACAAACUUGGCCAAGUGAGAGGCUCGCGAAGCUAAGGAGGCNGGGAAACUACUUGGCGCACACGCAGGGGAAGCGGCAUCAGACAAACUUGGCCAAGCGGGAGGCUCGCGAAGCUAAGGAGGCACCGGCUCAGCCACAGCCGCAUAAGCUUAAAAUUGGUAGACCUGGAUACCGCGUGACCAAGCAAUUUGACCCAGAGACGAAACAGAGGUCUCUACUUUUCCAGGUGAGGACGCAGUUCCCCCUUCCCCUCUUCUUUCAAAUGAUAAUACACAUUGUCCGCUCUAUACUCUUCUAG